AUGGGUUGGAGACGUUCGUUUUUGUUCUGGGAAGGCACGUCAUUCUGUCUUCAACUGGUGGAUGGUGAUGGAGCGCGGUUUUACGGAUACGAACCCUACGAACCACAAAGCUGUCGGGACUGGGUCUAG
This is a messenger RNA of Colletotrichum orchidophilum, 129 nucleotides long. RefSeq lists its product as uncharacterized. Lineage: Eukaryota; Fungi; Ascomycota; Sordariomycetes; Glomerellales; Glomerellaceae. The coding region runs from base 1 to 129 and encodes 42 amino acids. The transcript has a single exon. The record is from RefSeq and is a predicted model, not a curated record.